Mauremys mutica (yellowpond turtle) is the source of this 4003-nucleotide messenger RNA. It is a transcript of the gene ATG9A, whose product is annotated as autophagy related 9A. Lineage: Eukaryota; Metazoa; Chordata; Testudines; Geoemydidae. The transcript is spliced from 15 exons. Gene Ontology annotation, biological process: autophagy of mitochondrion; protein localization to phagophore assembly site. Gene Ontology annotation, cellular component: autophagosome; phagophore assembly site. The record is from RefSeq and is a predicted model, not a curated record. Bases 149 to 2701 code for a protein of 850 amino acids.
GCAGGCCCCGGUUGGCCGCCGGAGCCGCCAGUUCAGAGGUGGUGACACAGGAGGCGGCGGCCCGGCCUGGCGCUGGGAGGGGGCGGCAGGGGCCGGUUACCGGGGAGACCGGGCAGCGCCCCGCGCUCCAUGCGGCCCGGCUGGCGCCAUGGCCCACUUCGACACGCAGUACCAGCGCCUGGAGGCCUCCUACAGCGACUCGCCCCCGGGGGAGGAGGAUCUGCUGGUGCACGUCCCCGAGGGCAGCAAAUCUCCCUGGCAUCACAUAGAGAACCUGGACCUCUUCUUCUCUCGCGUCUAUAACCUGCAUCAGAAGAACGGCUUCACCUGCAUGCUGAUUGGCGAGAUCUUUGAGCUCAUGCAGUUCAUUUUCGUGGUGGCCUUCACCACCUUCCUCGUCAGCUGCGUUGACUAUGACAUCCUGUUUGCCAACAAGAUGGUGAAUCACAGCCAGCACACCAGCGAGCUUGUCAAGGUGACACUGCCAGAUGCCUUUCUGCCUCCCAGCGUGUGCAGCGCAAGAAUCCAGCAGAACGGCUUUCUCAUUUCCAUCCUGGCGGUAGCGGGGGUUUUCUGGAUCCAUCGACUCAUCAAAUUUAUCUACAACAUCUGCUGCUACUGGGAGAUUCACUCCUUCUACAUCAACGCCCUCAAAAUCCCCAUGUCCAACCUGCCCUAUUACACCUGGCAGGAGGUGCAGGCUCGCAUUGUGCAGAUCCAGAAGGAGCAUCAGAUCUGCAUCCACAAGAAGGAGCUGACGGAGCUGGACAUCUACCACCGCAUCCUGCGCUUCAAGAACUACAUGGUGGCCAUGGUGAACAAGUCGCUGCUGCCCAUCCGCUUCCAGCUGCCCGGGCUGGGCGACACCAUCUUCUACACCCGCGGCCUCAAGUACAACUUCGAGCUCAUCUUCUUCUGGGGGCCCGGCUCGCUCUUUGAGAACGAGUGGAGCCUCAAGGCGGAGUACAAGCGGGGCGGCAACCGGCUGGAGCUGGCCGAGAAGCUGAGCGCCCGCAUCCUCUGGAUCGGCAUCGCCAACUUCCUCCUCUGCCCGCUCAUCCUCAUCUGGCAGAUCCUCUAUGCCUUCUUCAGCUACACCGAGAUCCUGAAGCGGGAGCCGGGCAGCCUGGGCGCCCGCUGCUGGUCGCUCUACGGCCGCUGCUACCUGCGCCACUUCAACGAGCUGGACCACGAGCUGCACUCCCGCCUCAGCAAGGGCUACAAGCCGGCCUCCAAGUACAUGAACUGCUUCAUCUCCCCCCUGCUCACCAUCGUGGCCAAGAACGUGGCCUUCUUCGCCGGCUCCAUCCUGGCCGUGCUCAUCGCCCUCACCAUCUACGACGAGGACGUGCUGGCUGUGGAGCACGUCCUCACCACCGUCACCCUGCUGGGCGUGGGCGUCACCAUCUGCCGGUCCUUCAUCCCAGACCAGCACCUGGUGUUCUGCCCAGAGCAGCUGCUGCGGGUGAUCCUGGCACACAUCCACUACAUGCCUGACCACUGGCAGGCCAACGCCCACCGCUACGAGACCCGGGACGAGUUUUCUCAGCUCUUCCAGUACAAAGCGGCGUUCAUCCUGGAGGAGCUGCUGAGCCCCAUCGUUACCCCCUUGAUCCUCAUCUUCUGCCUGCGGCCCAAGUCCCUGGAGAUCAUCGACUUCUUCCGGAACUUCACCGUGGAGGUGGUGGGCGUGGGUGACACCUGCUCCUUCGCACAGAUGGACGUGCGCCAGCACGGGCACCCGGCGUGGAUGUCAGCGGGGAAGACUGAGGCCUCCAUCUACCAGCAGGCCGAGGAUGGCAAGACUGAGCUGUCCCUCAUGCACUUCGCCAUCACCAACCCCAAGUGGCAGCCGCCCCGCGAGAGCACGGCCUUCAUCGGCUUCCUCAAGGAGCGCGUGCUGCGCGACAGCAGCGUGGCGCUGGCCCCGCAGGCCGUGCUGCCUGACCACGCCCUCUUCACCUCCAUCCAGUCCCUGCAGUCCGAGUCCGAGCCUCACAGCCUGAUUGCCAAUGUGAUCGCGGGCUCCUCAGCCCUGGGGUACGUGAGCCAUGAGCUGCAGGCCUCCCGCCAGCUCUCCGAGGUGGCCUCGGCCCUGCGCUCCUUCUCCCCGCUCCAGUCUGCCCAGCAAACUCACAGCGGCUUCCAGACAUCCGGGUCCCAUGUGGAGGGGGCACCGCCCCGGACCCACAGCACCAUGACGGCUUCUGGCACGGAUGCCAGAACAGCGAGCUCAGGGAGCAGCGCCUGGGAGGGCCAGUUACAGAGCCUGAUCCUGUCGGAAUACGCCUCCACCGAGAUGAGCCUGCACGCACUCUACAUGCACGAGUUGCACAAGCAGCACACGCAGACAGAGCCCGAGCGGCAUGUGUGGCACCGGCGGGAGAGCGACGAGAGCGGGGAGAGUGCCCCGGAGGAGCCGGAUGCUCAGAAGGGAGCCCCCGCCGUCAUCCCCCGCUCUGCCAGCUACCCCUUCUCCUCGCCGCGCCAGGCUGUGGAGGAGUCGGCCACCCUGCAGACGGGCUUCCAGCGCCGAUACGGCGGCAUCACAGAUCCGGGCACUGUGCACAGAGCCCCAUCGCACUUCUCCCGCCUGCCUCUAGGGGGCUGGGCUGAGGACGGACAGUCGGCACGACACCCGGAGCCGGUUCCAGAGGAGAGCUCGGAGGAUGAGCUUCCGCCUCAGAUACACAAGGUGUAGCUCUGGGGGUGAGGAUCUCGUGGGAUUCCGGACUCUGGAGCAGCCUGGGCAGCAGGACCCGGGGUCCCGGCCCCCUCCCCUGUCCCGCAGAGGUGGGGCGGGCAGAGGUGCCUAGCGCUGGCGUUCAUGCCGAAGGGACAGAACCACCACGUCAGCGCCUUGCGGUGGAAGCUUCUGUACAGACGUGUGUCAAGCCAACAUCACUCUGACUCGUACUCAUGUUGGGUGAAUGCGUGUGUGAGUACAUACGUGUAUCCGUGUCCGCAUAUGUGUUGUCCGUGUCGGGAACUGGCCAAGAGCUGCACGGAGCACCGCAGAGCCUGCGCGAGGCCAGCGACCCGCGGCUGGCAGGGGAGAGCUCCACAGGUUCCGGCUGCCGGCGGGAGAGGCUACUGUGGAGUCCCUGAGCAGAGCCAGCGACGCCUCCUCCACAGUCCAGCUCAAGACCCUCCUUCGAGCUGCAGCCGGCCGGCUUCCCGCCGGGGGAGGGACGCACCAGAAUCUAUUUUUGUAACAAGGGUGGAGAGUUGGGUUCCCCCGAGGACGCGCGUGCUGGAGUCCGACCCCUUUACAAGGCCGCGCCCUCCCCCAAAGCCCAGGCAGCUCCGUGUGCUCUGGCUCCGACCUGCCCUGCCCGUGGUGCGGGGGUGCCACUGCUCCUGGCACAGGGCUCCCCCCAAGUGACCCCACCCCCCACUUGCUGCUAUUGUCCGUGGGUCCCUCUAGCCUCCGAGCGCAGCCCGCCUGGGCAGCAGCAGGGGCAGCCUCCCAGCCCUGCUCGUGGCCGGCCAGCGGCUGCUGCUCACAGUGGCCCUGGCCCCCUCGAACUAACCAAGCCCCCCUUGGACGGCAGAGCGGGGGGGACGGGGGCCCCUCGGUCAACACUAACGGAGCAAGUGAAAGGAAAGAAUCAGGUGACUCGAGUAGCUUUGCCCCCCCCCCCCCCAAGGGGGAGUCUGGCCUGGGCCCCUAGCCUGGGACUGGGCCCCUUGCUGGGGAGCUGGGGCCAGGCGGUGCCGCCCUCCUUGUAAAUCAUUAGCACAUGGGCGGCCAAUCACAGCACGGGGCGGGGGCGGCUCUGGCCAAUCAGAGUACAGCUCUACUGGGUUAUUGAGUGACAGCGGCAGCUCCCAGAGGCCAGUGUGACUCUCCCCCCUUCUCCCUGCAUCGCCCCCAGCCCUGCUCCCACAGCGCCGAGCCCGAGCUAGGGGUCUGCCCCACGGUGCUCUGCACUGUACGGCUGGGGGGCAGGACUCCUGGGGUCUCUCCCCAGCCCCGCUGCUGGGGGCCUCAGGCCGGGCC